This is a messenger RNA of Penicillium canescens, 1335 nucleotides long. RefSeq lists its product as uncharacterized. The coding region runs from base 1 to 1335 and encodes 444 amino acids. Lineage: Eukaryota; Fungi; Ascomycota; Eurotiomycetes; Eurotiales; Aspergillaceae. The transcript is spliced from 4 exons. The record is from RefSeq and is a predicted model, not a curated record.
AUGUUCAAGAAGUUUUGCGGCAAGGUGAAGUGCUUGGGGCGCUUGGGACGCAUGUGCAACUGUGAUGAUGAAGAAGCUAAUACCGAAGGCCUAUCCCAAUCUAACCGCCCAAGUCAAUCGACACAUCAGAAUCAAGAUAAUGGCCAGCGUCAAGCCAUUUUGCAGAAUCAAACAGAAGAGAACCAGCAAACCGAGGAGAACGAGGAGGGAGAGAAUUACCCACCUCUUCCCCCUUCAAGAACUUCAUCAAAUACUUCCUCCACAGGCCUCACGCAUGCGGUGAAUGAAGCUAACCUCAGUGGAAGAGGAUCCAACAAUCAAGCUGAUCCCAUGGACGAGGACAAUGGGAAAGAUCCUCAAGAAGGCGGUAACAGCCCAAGGCCAAGUAUUAGCUCGAAGAGGAAGCGUUGGUGCUUACAGGAGGAGGAAGACCCCGAAUAUGUCGAGGGACAGCAGGGUUCCUCUUCACACAGCGGGGGCUCUGGGUUGAGCAGACCGAGUAAGCGCGCGCGCUCCAACCCACCAUCCCCCGUCCACCGUUCUCCAUUACCGAUAGCCAGCUCCAGUAGAGAUCAGGUCCCUUACUGGAGCUGGAGUCCUGGUACCUCCCGUGAGGGGUCGCCUCGGCCGAAAGCUCCUCGGCCGGACUCUCCUAGUCCGACUCCUCAGCCGGAAGCUCUUCGGCCGGACUCUCAUUGUCCGGUUCCUCGCAAGCCGACCAAAGAGAAGAUUGCCAAGUAUCGAGAAUUAGGCGCCAAUUUCCAAGCUUGGAUUGAUGACCCAAACAAGCCGGAUUGUCCGAUUGGUCGCUCAUGGCUAACCCUAGACGAGCUUGAGAAAGUUGGCACAAGGAAUACGACAUGGCCGCGGACGAUCCCGUGGAACUCCAAGGCGGCGACCCCUCGAGCACAAAUAUACCCCGAGGUGAGGAUCAGUAUCGCUAUACGAGCCUUCGGCGGUUUCACGUUUACGCGGAUCAACCAGAAAAUGAAAAUGCGUGGAGCAGUUAUGAACAUCUUAUUGGACGGGGAAUCAUCAUUGGCAAAAGCUUUAUAUACAAACGACUACAGCAUUGAUACUCUGAGGCAUGUCAUGUUUACAAAUGUUAUAAACGAAGGGCUCGCACCAUAUAUAGAGGAAGUACUCUACCCUAGAAAAGGGACUUUGUGGUCAGACGCCUGGGAGGUGCCCUCGGCUUUUACUCGAGGUACUAUGUGCGUCACCCAAAUUGUUGUUUGGUCCUACAACGGCUCAGCCCAGAUUCGAUUUGAGAUUGAGCCUAAUGUUCCUGAUCCAAUUGCCCUGCCGGCAGCUGCAGGGUUGGGUUCCAUCUAA